GUAGAAUCUUUGAAUUUUCAGCUUGUGAUACGACAUAUAUAAUACGAUAUAUAUGAUAAAAAGAGAAGGAAAGAGGGGAAAUACAGAUACAAUAGAUAAUACGCGUGUAUCGCUUGAUCUCACCUUAAACCUUAAACGAGUUGCUCCUAUCCUAUCCUACAUAAGGGUCACGAGACUCGAUUCAUAUUCGUGGAGGGAAGCGUAAAUCUGCGUAAAGGCCGUAAAGCUGACAUAUCCGAUGAGAACGCCCCCUGUACUUCUUGGUAUUUUUCUCGGAUGCAAGAAACAAUUCGCAUAACCUAGUCUGUCAGUAGGUCCUGUUCUAAAUUAACAAUAACAUAAAAGAAAGUUUAGGAGCGGAUAAUUGUGGAGGAUGAUGGCCACGACGGCGUGAGAAGCGUCUCACGGGAAUCGCUCGUUUAGACGAAACCAUCACUAUCAAACUAGUCCGCAAGUACUCGCAAGGUGAUAUCACGAUUUGAUUAACCUGUAGAAGGGACUCUUGACGAUGGCAUCCGAGGACGUGAACCCUCCUACGGUGCUACCUUCUUCGAACGAGACCGGACAGCCCGUUGCGAGCACUUUGCAGCAGGAAAACAACACAAAGGAUGCAAACUCGAUGAAACCACAGAAUCAGGGCCGACCAAAUAAUCUACAGAGGAUACAGCAACGUAAGCAGCAGAUGUACAAUUGGCCACAAAUGAAGAAGCUGUUGAAACUGGCGACUUACAGCGCCUGCCAAGUGGAAGAGUGCAAAUGUAACGGCUGGAAAAAUGCUCAGCCGUUUAUGAAAUCACAAAAGGGCGAGGUACAGCAGCCCGUUAUUAACUUCUUCGAUCCGUGCAAGAUGUGUACUCAUGCUUUGGAAAACCACGUGACUCAUCUGCCGAUCCAGUCGGACGAAGAGAUCAACAGAUUAUUGGGAAUGGCUCUCGACGCGGACAACAUUUUCAUGAGUAUACACAGGGAGGAAGAUUCUGAUACUAAGAAGGUAUAUUUUUAUCUGUACAAACUGUUGAGGAAGUGCAUCAUGUCUAUGACAAAGCCCACGAUAGAGGGCCCACUGGGACAGCCACCGUUUGAGAAACCUAGUAUAGCGAAAGCGGUAAUGAAUUUCGUUUUGUAUAAAUUCAGUCACUUGUCGCCGCGAGAGUGGCAAGUGAUGUGUGACAUGGCAAAAAUGUUUCUGCACUGCCUGAACCAUUGGAAUUUCGAAGCACCCAGUGCCAGACGUACGACCAUUAGUUCAGACGAAGCGCCCGCUUACAAGAUUAAUUAUACUCGCUGGUUAGUGUUUUGCCAUGUGCCUGCAUUUUGCGACUCGUUGCCGCAUCACGACACUCCACUGGUUUUUGGCAAGACCCUGUUGCAAGCUGUGUUCCGGCCGGUUCGUAGACAAUUAAUGGACAAGUGUCACAACGAGAGAGACAAGAUAGCACCAGAGAAGAGAGUCUUGGUCUUGACGCAUUUUCCCAAGUUCCUUUCGUUGUUGGAAGCAGAAAUCUAUUCGGAUAAUUCACCUAUUUGGGAUCCUGAAUUUAAACAGCCGCCUCCUUCUCACCUGCAAGCCACGAUAGAGUCAAAGGGACACCAAGCGAGAAAGAUGGGAGAAUUCGAGAAGGUCACUGUCACGCCAAACGAGAAAGAUAACUUUAUGACGAUAAACAUUAGUCCGGGGCUGAAAAAAAUGCAGGAGAAACGUCCCAAUUCCGAUGGACGCCUCGACGCAAAGAGGCGAAAGAACGAAGAGACCUUCGAGGAUCUGCCAGAUGAGACUGUCGCUGAAAUAGUCGCAUCUAUCAACGACACUAGUUACAUGUCCCGCUCGGACGCGGUAUUUCCACCGAACGUUCCACGGGACGAAACCGCUAAAAUGGAAGAAAGCCAAAAGAUAAUAGAGUUUCACGUAGUUAAGAACAGUCUGACGCGUCCGGUGUCUAAGCAAACGAUGCUUUGGCUAAUAGGACUGCAGGAUAUAUUCAGCCAUCAGUUACCUAAAACGCCGAAAGAAUAUAUAACUCAGCUCCUUUUCGAUCCAAAGCACAAGACGCUAGCCUUGAUAAAGGAUGGUCGACCGAUUGGCGGUAUCUGUUUCUGUAUGUUUCCAAGCCAAGGCUUCACCGAGAUAGUGUUCUGCGCUGUGACGAGUCACGAGCAAGUGAAAGGCUACGGCACGCACUUGAUGAAUAUGCUGAAAGAUUAUCAUAUCAAAAAUAAUAUACUGCAUUUCCUCACGUUCGCGGACGACUUUGCCAUCGGAUACUUUAAGAAACAAGGAUUCAGCAAGGAUAUAAAGCUACCAAAAUCGGUGCACGAAGGAUACAUCAAGUAUUACGUCGCGGCGACGUUGAUGCAUUGCGAGCUAAAUCCGAAAAUUGUAUAUACCGAAUUUACCACGGUCAUCAGAAAGCAGAAGGAAAUUGUUAAGAAGUUGAUUCAUCAGAGGCAGCAGGAAAUACAAAAGACGCAUCCGGGUUUAACGUGUUUCAAGGAGGGUGUUAGGGGAAUCCCCAUUGAAUCUAUUCCCGGAAUUCAUGAGACUGGGUGGAAAAGUUCCUCUCAAACGAGAACUAGAGGUGUAACGAAAGGAACGCAAGGCUCAGAAUCGAUGGACGCGAGUCUCGAUAUGUCAGAUUCUCUGCACAAUACGUUGAACAGUGUCCUGAACAGCGUGAGGAAACACAGCACAGCUUGGCCCUUCUUGAAACCUGUCGAUAAGAACGACGUUCCAGAUUAUUACGAUCAUAUAAAGUAUCCUAUGGAUCUCAAGACCAUGCAAGAUCGUUUGAACGCCGGAUAUUAUGUGAUUAAGAAAUUAUUUAUAGCGGACAUGUUACGGAUUUUCACCAAUUGUAGAUUGUAUAAUAGUCCUGAUACCGAGUAUUACCGAUGUGCCAAUGCCUUGGAAAAGUACUUUCAAACACGUAUGAAAGAAGUUAGUCUUUGGGAUAAGUAAUUUUAAGACUGUUGUGAUAACGAUAGUGUUGGCAAUUAAUGCUUCCUAAUUUAUUUCUUCUUUAAAGUUUACACACACACACACACACAUACACACAUCACUUGAAGCUACUUUAAGAAGAAAGUCCAUAUCUCGAAAUUACGCUGCUUUCUGCGCAGUGUUUGUAUAUAACAGAUAUAUAUAUAUUAUACUUGUACGCCAAAGUACACGUCAGAAUAUUUCAAUAUAUAAUCACAAUAAUUUGAGAAAACAAACAAGUUUUAUAUUAUAUAACAAGAAAUUGUUAGCAUUCUCUCUUUUUCGUUCUUUACAGAUUGCAUAAUCUUGAAGCAAAUAUCACGUGUGAGGUGUAUAGGAGAGAAUCUGUUGUAAAUAAUUUUCUAAAGUUAUCGUGGUCCACUAUUAUUAUACGUUUUAUCAUGUAGUAAUCGUAUCGUUUUCUUUUUAUUGAUUCCUUCACACUAUUCCCAUAUGUACCUUUCGUCAGAUGGAUGUGUCGAUGCAUAUGCGUGCGUGCAUGCGUGCACAUAAAAAAAACAUACAUAUACGCACAUACACAUAGGGAGAACCAUGCAGAGGAUAUCGCUUGUGUCUAAUCUCAAUCAUGUAUUUUACAUAAUACUGAUCGUGUAAUUACAAUUGUUUGUUAUGUAAUUAUACAAAUAUGACUUUUUCCAUUACAUUGUACCAUUCCUGCACCGCUCGUGUAAACGUUGUACCGUUGAAAAUAUCAAGAAUGAUUUAUGCA
Molecule: messenger RNA, 3704 nt
Organism: Ooceraea biroi (clonal raider ant)
Lineage: Eukaryota; Metazoa; Arthropoda; Insecta; Hymenoptera; Formicidae
Gene: Gcn5
Product: Gcn5 acetyltransferase
Biological process (GO): positive regulation of transcription by RNA polymerase II; chromatin remodeling
Cellular component (GO): ATAC complex; nucleus
Molecular function (GO): protein binding; histone H3 acetyltransferase activity
Source: RefSeq, a predicted model, not a curated record